This is a messenger RNA of Lagopus leucura (white-tailed ptarmigan), 1779 nucleotides long. RefSeq names its product CUB and zona pellucida-like domain-containing protein 1. The transcript has 10 exons. Gene Ontology annotation, cellular component: cell surface. NCBI's taxonomy places the organism in Eukaryota, Metazoa, Chordata, Aves, Galliformes, Phasianidae. The record is from RefSeq and is a predicted model, not a curated record. Bases 1 to 1779 code for a protein of 592 amino acids.
AUGCGGGUGCUCAGACAGCUCCUCCUGCUGCCCCUCUUAGCUGCUCUGCCUUUUGCUGAAGACAACUCGAUGGAAUUCAUGGAUCUUCAAUGCGGUGCUUCGCUCUCAGACAUAAAGCAAGCAUUAAAGAUUGACCUCAAUUCAAAUGCAAACUGUGUCUGGCACAUUCAGAGGAGUGAUAAUCAAACAAUUAGGCUCAUCUUCUCGUAUUUCAAAUUCAAUCCUUCCUCAAGCUGUGAAACAGAAAAUAUUGAAGUCUAUGAUGGUGCCUCACCUAAUUCACCUCUUCUUGGACAAGUAUGUAACAACACUGACGCCGUCCCAGUGUUCCAGUCAUCUUCAAACAGUCUGACUUUUCUCAUUACAACAAACUCUGUGGAUUUCACACGAAACUUCUUUGUCUUCUAUUACUUCUUCUCACCAGAAACAGCAGUUGAAAACUGUGGGGGAAACUUGACUGGUCCCAGUGGGACAUUUACCAGCCCCAACUACCCAGCAGCUUACCCUGAGUUUACCUAUUGUGUCUGGCACAUACAGACUACAGAAAACUCGAAGAUAAGCUUAGAAUUUCAGGAUUUGUUCCUGGAACUAGAUCAGCACUGCCAGUUUGAUUUUCUGGCAGUCUACGACGGCCUCACCACUAACACUGGCCUAAUUGGAAAAGUAUGCGGUGUUUCUCGGCCCACGUUUGAAUCUUCUUCAAAUGUCAUGACAGUCGUGCUGUCUACAGACUAUGCCAACUCCUACAGAGGGUUUUCUGCUCGAUAUACCAGCAUUCUGCCAACAUCCCUUACAUGCUCUUCAGACAGAAUGACAAUUGUUCUGAGCAAGGCUUACCUGGACUCCCUUGGCUAUAAUGAAACUCACCUACAGCUCAAUGACCCAUCCUGCAGGCCGGUUACAACAGACCAAGUGAUCUUUUCCUUUCCUUUAAGCAGCUGUGAAACAACUAAGGAGGAGGAAGAUCAGAGCAUCACUUACACCAACAUCAUAACUCUUUCUGAAAGUGGCAACAUCAUCACCCGCAAAAAGACCGUCCAGAUCGUUGCAAAAUGCAUAAUGGAAAAGAAUUCAACCCUAGAAGUCAUUUAUGUAACAGAAAACAAUGUAAUCCAGAACACAACCUCUGUGGGAAUAUACAACGUUAGCAUGUCAUUCUAUGAUUCUGAUUCAUUCUCCAGCCCUGUACUUGAGUCCCCCUAUUAUGUAGACUUGAACCAAACUCUUUUUGUUCAAGUCAGCCUUCAUUCCACUGACCCAGACCUUUUGGUGUUCAUUGAUACCUGCACAGCAUCUCCACAGUCUGAUUUUGGAUCAAUAACAUAUGACUUGAUUAGAAGUGGCUGUAACAAAGAUGACACUGUGGUAACAUAUCCACCCCUGGAGCACUAUGGAAGAUUCAGCUUUAAUGCCUUCAGGUUCCUGAGGAGAGCUCCAUCAGUUUAUCUCCAGUGUGAUGUUUUAAUUUGUGACAGCAACAGCGUGAACUCUCGCUGUACCGAAGGCUGUGUCUCCAGGCGCAAGAGGGAUACUUCUUCAUUCACUUGGAAAACCAAGGCUGUAGUAGGUCCUAUCCGCCUGAAACGAGACCGCAGGGCUGCUGAGCAUCUAGAAUCCCUCACUAGGACAGAUGCUGAAGAAGCCCCAAACCUACAAGACAGCUUCUACACUCUUUCAUUUGUGGUUUUGAUUUCAAACGUUAUCACUGUGGUAGCUGUGGCACUAAAAUGUCACAAUAAAUGCCUAUCGAGAUACAGCUACCAAAAAAUCCAAAGUUGA